AAUAUUUAAAAUAUUUAAUUAUUUAUAAUAAUUUUAUAAAAAUCUGAUCAUUAUUCAGAACUUAAGGUUAUGAUACGUCAAAUGUUUGUUUUCGUUUUUUGAUUUUAAAAUACAAGUAAGUAAUAAUGAGGAUGUUACUACGAGGAUCGAUAUAAUUUUUGGUACAAUUAAGAGUCUCUCAUUUGACUUCAAAUCUCAAUUAAGAAUGUGCUUUCAUGAUCAAGUUCUUUCCGCUUGAGGACUUCGUAACAUCGUGACACGCCGUUGAUAUUUUUGAGGUUAUCCUAAUCCUAAAAUUAAUUAAACGUGAUUGUGUGUGAAAUUAUUUUAUUUAAACAAUUUUUGUCGAUUCACAAAUUUUUGAAUUUAAAUUUUAAAAAAAUGAAUGAUAUGACGUCAAACGAUGAGUUUGACCGGCUUGAAGUUGGAUGUAAUUUUAUAAAAAUUACUGGAAUGGCAGAAGAUAUCGAAGGGCUGAGGAAGUUAUCACGAAGUAAAACGCUUUUUCGGUUCGUUAUGAAUAAUGGCACCGGAAGGAGAAUUCGGGUUCUUGCAUGGGACGAAGAUGCUAUAGAAGUUCAGGAUAAAAUAAAACCAAACGGGAUUUAUUCAUUAACAAGACUACGAUGUGCCGCUGUUAACCCUCAGUAUUUUAAAGAAGCAGACGGUGUCUUAAAUAAAGAACUUCAUAUUACUUCUAAAAGUAAAGUUACUAAACGUGGAAGCAGACAAACGAAUCCCGUAGAAGUAAAAUUAGUAAAGAUGUCGGAAAUCGCAGAAUUGUUUGGUGUUAUCCGCCUACAAGGUUUUAUCAGCGAUAAGAUCGAAAAUGAUAGCAGGAACUCUAAGUUGAGUUGUGGUUCCGGUGCCAUUACUGAUGGUGUCAUUCAAGUUCAAGUAAAUGUGUUCAAUAUUUUGCCGAGCGAUGAAGUAUUUGAAGAAGGAACGCAUGUAGAAGUCUGUGGACGGCUAACUCGUGAUAAAAAUUAUGGAUUAACCUAUCUUCAAUGUAGUAAAAUGUCGGAUAUUACGAAGGUGGAUGAUGAGAAAAUGAGUACUAAUGCGCUUAAUACAAAUUUCGUCAGUCCUCAAUCCAAACGCUUACGUACUGAGACAGACGAGCCGAAAGAAAAAUCAACAACAAUUAAGACCGAUCAUUUGGAAAACAUCAAUCCUAAUCAUAUGGAAAGUUAAAAUUUAAAGUAUUGAGAUUUUUAACUUACAUAUGAGUGAAGGCAUUAAAACUGAAAGGGUAUAAGAGACAAAAAAAUCAGAUUCCUAAUAUAAUUUGCUAAAAGGUUAAGACUUAUUGAACUAAACAUCAGGUUCGAAUUAAAAAUUUUUUUUUUCUCUCUUAUACCCUUUUUAUUGUGACUCGAUCAUAUGGGUAAAAAUUUAAAACCAAAAAGUAUAAAUGGCGCUGUGAAGUAUAGUAGUAUUUUAUAUUUAAUUUUAAAGUUAAAAACAAGCCUAAUAUAAUUGCUAAAUUAAGAUCUUUCGUUUUACAUAUGAAGAUAUUAAAAUUGAAAGGUUAAGAGAGACAAAAAAAAUUUUUUUUUUAAAUUUAUUCUUUCUAAAAGAUUAAGAUUUAUCGAGCUCAACAUCAGGUACGAGUUAAAAACUUUUUUUUCUCUGGUCACCUUUCUUUAUUUCAUCAUAUAAAUUAAAAAAAAAAGUUCAAGAUGCUGGGAAAUAUAGUAUUUUUAUAUUGAAUAUUUUGUAUGUUAAAGGAAAGAAAAAAACAUAACAUAAUCAAUCGAUUGAAUGUUAGUUAACAAUAAUCUUCAUUUAAGUGAAAUGGCUGUUUAAUACAUCAUAUCUAAACAGACAUCUUAUGUACUAUUAAAAAUUCAAUGACAAAAGUUUCUAUAUCUAAAUUA
Molecule: messenger RNA, 1880 nt
Organism: Microplitis mediator
Lineage: Eukaryota; Metazoa; Arthropoda; Insecta; Hymenoptera; Braconidae
Exons: 5
Coding region: 382-1194 (270 amino acids)
Source: RefSeq, a predicted model, not a curated record